AAUGACCAUGUGCGCCGAAAAGGGGAUGUUCACGGUUCACCUCAGUUCACUUUACAUUCGUCAUGGCUGCUCGCGACAUUGAAAUGUCUCGAGUCGACGAAGAUCGCGAGGCCUUCCUACCUGCACCAGCACAGCAGAGAAGAACAACCGAGCCUCAAUAUCCUCCUGCUUUAGUGGCCGUAGUCGUUGCUUUUUACUUUAUCAUAUCGCUCGCUGUGGUAUUUCUCAACAAGUUCAUUCUGAGCUCGUCUGAGUACAAGUUCCCUUACCCACUGUUUGUCACUUGGUUUCAACUACUGGUCGCAUUGGGUCUACUGGUUGCCUGGGCCAAACUUGGACAAUAUAAAAAGGCUUUCAGCAUCAUUCCUCCUUAUGAAUUCGACCUUAGCAUUGCCAAACGGGUGGCCCCACUGACAGUGGUGUAUGUUCUCAUGUUGGCCUUCAAUAAUCUGUGCCUACAAUAUGUCGAAGUCACGUUUUACCAGGUUGCAAGGUCUUUAUCCAUCCACUUUUCUAUUUUAUUCACCUAUUUAAUUUUGGGUAAGAAAACCUCCACAGCUGCUAUUGGGGCCUGUGGUAUUGUUUUCUUAGGUUUUGUCGUUGGCUCUUAUGGUGAAAUCAACUUUUCUUGGGAGGGCCUUAUUUAUGGCGUCGGCUCGUCUGCCUUUGUAGCGCUGUAUGGAAUUUAUGUGCAGAAGAGUCUUGCCAUUGUGGACAAUAAUCAAUGGCGCUUACUACACUACAACACCACACUGGCCAUCUUGAUCCUGCUGCCAGUGGUCAUGUUGUCUGGUGAAGUAUCCGAGAUCCUUGACAAUGUUCAGUUCUUGGGCGAUAUUGGCUUCUGGGUUUUGAUGACGUUUACUGCUGCCACUGGAUUUGGAAUCAAUAUCGCCAUGUUCCUGCAAGUCAAAUACACAUCGGCCCUGACUAACACUAUUUCAGGCACUGCCAAGGCCUGUGUUCAGACCUUGCUUGCUGCCAUGAUCUUCCGCAAUCCAAUUUCUUUCAUGAAUGGUGUCGGUAUCUUCCUUGCCCUAUUCGGAUCCGGCUAUUAUGGCUAUGUUCGAUACAUGGAACGUAUGACAAAGUAAUGCACCCCCCUCCACUCCACUCCACUCCACUCAUUGAACUCCUCUGCUGUAAAUUUUUUUUUUUGUUACACGCUGUGUGUGACACACAGAACAUUCGCAGAUCGUUUCGGACCAAUUGCAUAUCACACUCGACAC
Umbelopsis ramanniana AG is the source of this 1229-nucleotide messenger RNA. RefSeq lists its product as uncharacterized. The transcript is spliced from 4 exons. Gene Ontology annotation, molecular function: antiporter activity. The record is from RefSeq and is a predicted model, not a curated record. Bases 63 to 1094 code for a protein of 343 amino acids. Lineage: Eukaryota; Fungi; Mucoromycota; Umbelopsidomycetes; Umbelopsidales; Umbelopsidaceae. Gene Ontology annotation, cellular component: Golgi apparatus.